Aplysia californica (California sea hare) is the source of this 2851-nucleotide messenger RNA. RefSeq lists its product as uncharacterized. NCBI's taxonomy places the organism in Eukaryota, Metazoa, Mollusca, Gastropoda, Aplysiida, Aplysiidae. The coding region runs from base 572 to 2023 and encodes 483 amino acids. The transcript is spliced from 3 exons. The record is from RefSeq and is a predicted model, not a curated record.
GUGAGAAGACAGGGUCACUGAACCAUCACGAAAAUAUUGCAGGAGCAAACCAACCCCUCCGCCAUCCACAACAGACACUCUAUGGCUCGAUUUCACAGUAAAGUCUUCUUUUUUAAUAACACCAAACACACGCCUAAGAAAAGACUAGACUCUUUCCAAACCUGUUUUGUGGGGCAAUUCCUGCUGUGUGUGUGUGUGCACGAAUGUGUGAAACGAAAUUCUGCAGCCUCGUUUUGUAUAUUACCCCUCUUCAGAAUAAUAAUAUUAUUGUUCCCUUGCGGUGUGGCAUGGUGUCCUGUUUAGAGACAAGUCUAAUGUUGGCAACAUACGCUCUGGGGCUUUCUUCCGUAUUUCUGGCUUGUGCGACAGAAAGCUUUUUCGUUGGAAAUCCCAAUAAAUUGAAUACUCAAACGCUCUGUUUAGGCGAGAGGAACUGAAAUGGAACAAAUCGAAUAACGAACUUUUGUUGAAUCCGGCCACCCGUGAAUUCUGUGAACAACAAAGGGAAACUACUAUCACGGAAACAAUUUGAAAAUAUAAACAAAAGAACAGUUGCACACUGUUUUGAACAAUGACGGGCCAAUGUUCUGUGCCAGCCGCAAGGACCGUUGUGCUAUUUUUGGCCGUGAUUUCCAUGACGUGGUACACAGCGUGUGAUUGCGCACUACGCAACUCCAGCCUGGCGUGCACGCGUGGACAGAGGCAGACUCGGCACCAGAUCAAGUGCAGCCGUACUGGCGGCGAGGAGGACUCUGGGAUUAUCCUCAUCAACAGGAUCUUUUACGGCACUCCACCCCUCACCAGUGGCUGCAGCCGGACGGCGCCAUAUGAACACUGCUGUGUACGUGACGACUCAGAGGUGGACUGCCUCUUCACAGACGACUAUGAGCUGCUCAAGUUCUCGAGAUUCUGCUCGUCUGCCUCCACAUGUACUCCCUCCGGCCGCAGGCUGAACUCAGAGAAAGGAUCAUGUAACCAGACGAUCUACCCCUCUCUGACAUCAUUCUCGUUUGUGGAGUAUGAAUGUGUCGACACAACAAAAUUCAGAAACUUUUGUUCAGAUGUUUCUGUGUUCAGCUCAGGCGGCGAAAUAUUUUUGGACAGUAAUCAUGUGAUAUCCAACGAUAAGCUGAGCGACUCUGAAUGCAGCUGUAUUGUGGUAUCGGAGUGCGGAGCGGAGAUGACGUUUACGGCGUUGGAUGUGUGGCUGAAGAGCGAGAACGGAUCGUGUGUUGAAGAGCUUUUCUUUACCGACGCUCACAACAGUAGCGUUAAAGAACAGUAUACUUGCCGAGAUCCCGAUGAGUCCAUUCACGACCAAGUGAUCUUUACGUCACAUUCAAACGCUGUCAAUCUCAGAAUGAACGUUACCGGAGAGCAUAUCGGAAACGUGUUUAUUAGAGUCACCACCCCUCAUCCGGCUUCAGGGAUACAGCUUCUGUGUGGCACAGCGAAGUCUUUUUAUCAACCUACAUCUUCUGGUUGCUCUGACUUCGCGCAGGUCCCUGCAACUAUUGCGACCUUCACAGACAACCAGCAGUACACGACCACGCCGGCAGGGGCUGGGGAAACCAGUACAGAAUCUCAGGACGGAAUGGACGAAGAACCAAACACACUUCCCGUCACAAGCAGCUCAGACGAGCUCCACCCGGGUGCCAUUGCCGGCAUCACGCUGGCUAUCAUCGCUAUCAUCCUCGUUAUCGUUCUCAUCAUCAUAUUAGUGUUGGGUCGGCGGAAGAGAAAUUCGGGCGACGAGCGCGAGAUGGAACACCCGGUGUACUUCAAUAUGGGCCUGGACACGCCCUCCGUCUCCAACUUUGACGACAACUCUGAUGCUGACGGCUACGCCACUGUCUCGGAGGUUGUGUCGGAAAUGGAAGAGAGUUCUGUGGGGAAGUCGGGGAAGGCAGAGCCGUCUAGCUUUGCCUUUGAGAACCCCAACUGUGUGGAGUAUGAGAUGUAUGGAGCAGUUGGUAUAGAUGGAGAGGGGGGCAGUAAAUACUCAGACAAAAAAACGCCCUAACUACCUUCCUGUCCGCGCCACUGUUAUAAAGACGUAUUGUUUAUAAGAUCGAGCUGUGCCACAAUAAAAAUUUUAAAAAUAACGAUUAAAAAACGAUAACCAAUACCACCUGAUACUAUUCCACCACUGCACACAGCCAGUUUUGUUUUCCAAGUUUUCAGCCCAGCACGACAAACGUACUUAUAACUGGGCUUCCUUUUAAGCUAUUCGGCUAAAAUAAACACCAAACUGAGUAGAAAUAAUAAAUGAUAUAUGCUGUUAAUUCCAGUCUGCUUUUAGAUAUAAUGAAUUGGCCUGGGUUUCACAUCGUGUACUCAGAAUUAAGACAUGUCCUAUACACAACUUGUCUUCUUCCGUGACACAACUGUGGCCUCAGCACAAGUCGCCGUUACCACAAGAUCUAUUGUACCGAAACGGUUCCCAGCUAUGUUUGUCGAACAUCAUAACUUAAAUAAAUAUAGAACUUGUCUUGAUUCGCCUUCAAACGGACUUCUAUAAACUUCUCAUAACUCAUAACUAUCCAAAAACGGUUAGUUUGGUAAGAAAUUAUGCCGAAACACAGCUACGGUGCUUUGAAAACAAUCGAGCAUAUUAUAUUUUCCAAAUAGUGGCUUAAAGCAGUAUAUUAUUAUUGUUUAUGCAGACAGUUCUUAACUUCUAUCUUCGUGUAACACCAUCUAUUUUAUACGUAGCUGUGAGGAGAUUGCUUUUGACUUUUGUCUUUUAUUUUAUUUCUCAAGUGUCUCGUUAACUUCUAGACAUUUUAGGGAGGGUGGGGAGAGGCAAAUGUAUGAAAUAAAGAAUAUCAUAGCGUUAAAACAAGAAAAA